Molecule: messenger RNA, 3228 nt
Organism: Labrus mixtus (cuckoo wrasse)
Lineage: Eukaryota; Metazoa; Chordata; Actinopteri; Labriformes; Labridae
Product: low-density lipoprotein receptor-related protein 2-like
Exons: 4
Coding region: 1-3090 (1029 amino acids)
Source: RefSeq, a predicted model, not a curated record
AUGGUGUUGCAGAUGCAGAUAGCUAAAAAGGUCUCCAUGACUCAAGUAAACAAAGAUGACGUUGGGACUGACCCUAUCAAUUUCCUUAAUUCUGAUAGCAAUAACAACCACAGCAGCUCAGUCACCAAACACAACUGCAGCACCUACCACUGCGGCACCCACAACUGCAGCACCUACCACUGCAGCCCCAACAACUACAGCCCCAACAACUGCAGCACCUACCACAGCAACAGCUACCACUGUAGCUCCUACCACUGCAGCACCCACCACUGUAGCACCCACAACUGCAGCGCCUACCACUGGAGCACCCACAACUGCAGCACCUACCACUGCAGCCCCAACAACUGCAGCACCUACCACAGCAGCAGCUACCACUGCAGCUCCUACAACUGCAGCCCCCACAACUGCAGCCCCCACAACUGCAGCACCUACCACAGCAGCAGCUACCACUGCAGCACCCACCACUGUAGCGCCCACAACUGCAGCAGCUACCACAGCAGCACCUACCACUGCAGCACCCACCACUGUAGCACCCACAACUGCAGCGCCUACCACUGGAGCACCCACAACUGCAGCACCUACCACUGCAGCCCCAACAACUGCAGCACCUACCACAGCAGCAGCUACCACUGCAGCUCCUACAACUGCAGCCCCCACAACUGCAGCACCUACCACAGCAGCAGCUACCACUGCAGCACCCACCACUGUAGCGCCCACAACUGCAGCAGCUACCACAGCAGCACCUACCACUGCAGCCCCAACAACUGCAGCACCUACCACAGUAGCAGCUACCACUGCAGUCCCAACAACUGCAGCCCCAACAACUGCAGCACCUACCACAGCAACAGCUACCACUGCAGCAGCUACCACUGCAGCUCCUACCACUGCAGCCCCCACAACUGCAGCACCUACCACAGCAGCAGCUACCACAGCAGCAGCUACCACUGCAGCCCCAACAACUGCAGCCCCCACAACUGCAGCAGCUACCACAGCAGCAGCUACCACUGCAGCUCCUACCACUGCAGACCCAACAACUGCAGCCCCCACAACUGCAGCACCUACCACAGACACAGCUACCACUGCAGCCCCAACAACUGCAGCCCCAACAACUGCAGCACCUACCACUGCAGUCCCAACAACUGCAGCCCCAACAACUGCAGCACCUACCACAGUAGCAGCUACCACUGCAGCAGCUACCACAGCAGCAGCUACCACUGCAGCUCCUACCACUGCAGACCCAACAACUGCAGCCCCCACAACUGCAGCACCUACCACAGCAGCAGCUACCACUGCAGCCCCAACAACUGCAGCCCCAACAACUGCAGCACCUACCACUGCAGUCCCAACAACUGCAUCCCCAACAACUGCAGCACCUACCACAGUAGCAGCUACCACUGCAGCCCCUACCACAGUAGCAGCUACCACUGCAGCCCCUACAACUGCAGCUCCUACAACUGCAGCUCCUACCACUGCAGCACCCACCACUGCAGCGCCCACAACUGGAGCACCUACAACUGCAGCACCUACAACUGCAGCCCCCACAACUGCAGCACCUACCACAGGAGCACCCACCACUGCAGCGCCCACAACUGCAGCACCAACCACUGCAGGACCCACCACUGUAGCUCCCACAACUGCAGCACCUACCACAGCAGCAGCUACCACUGUAGUUCCUUCCACUGCAGAGCCUACCACUGCAGCACCUACAACUGCAGCACCUACCACUGCAGAACCCACAACUGCAGCACCCACCACUGCAGCACCCACAACUGCAGCACCCACCACUGCAGGACCCACCACUGUAGCUCCCACAACUGCAGCACCUACCACAGCAGCAGCUACCACUGUAGCUCCUUCCACUGCAGUGCCUACCACUGCAGCACCUACAACUGCAGCACCUACCACUGCAGGACCCACAACUGCAGCACCUACCACUGCAGUGCCUACCACUGUAGCACCCACAACUGCAGCACCUACCACUGCAGCACCUACCACUGUAGCACCCACAAUUGCAGCACCUACCACUGCAGCGCCUACCACUGCAGCACCCACCACUGCAGCCCCCACAACUGCAGCACCCACCACUGCAGGACCCACCACUGUAUCUCCCACAACUGCAGCACCUACCACAGCAGCAGCUACCACUGUAGCUCCUUCCACUGCAGCGCCUACCACUGCAGCACCUACAACUGCAGCGCCUACCACUGCAGCACCUACCACUGCAGAACCCACAACUGCAGCACCCACCACUGCAGCACCUACCACUGCAGCCCUCACAACUGCAGCACCCACCACUGCAGGACCCACCACUGUAGCUCCCACAACUGCAGCACCUACCACAGCAACAGCUACCACUGCAGCACCUUCCACUGCAACGCCUACCACUGCAGCACCUACCACUGCAGCACCCACAACUGUAGCACCCACAACUUCAGCACCUACCACAGCAGCACCUACAACUGCAGCACUUACCACUGCAGAACACACAACUGCAGCACCUACCACUGCAGCGCCUACCACUGUAGCACCCACAACUGCAGCACCUGUCUCUGGAGCACUUGCUACUGCAGCACCCUCCAAUGUAGCACCCACAACUGCAGCACCUACCACUGGAGCACCUGCAACUGGAGCACCUACCACUGCAGUACCUAUCACUGCAGCACCUACCAAUGGAGCACCUGCAACUGGAGCACCUGCCUCUGGAGCACCUGCAACUGGAGCACCUACCACUGCAGCACCUACCAAUGGAGCACCUACAACUGCAGCACCUGCCUCUGGAGCACCUGCAACUGCAGCACCUGCCUCUGGAGCACCUGCAACUGGAGCACAUACAACUGCAGCACCUGCCUCUGGAGCACCUGCAACUGGAGCACCUGCCUCUGGAGCACCUGCAACUGGAGCACCUACAACUGCAGCACCUAUCACUGCAGCACCUACCAAUGGAGCACCUACAACUGCAGCACCUGCCUCUGGAGCACCUGCAACUGGAGCACCUACAACUGCAGCACCUGCCUCUGGAGCACCUGCUACUGCAGCCCCUCCUUCUACAUCAAGUACUUUUGUAUCUGUGACUUUCAGAUCUGUUCUUGACACCUUUACAAAUGAUUUGCUGGAUUCAUCAUCCCUGGCUUUUCGGAGUCGAGCUGCACUGAUUAGGAGACAGCUUGAACCUCAGUAUCGAGAUGCAUUCCCAUCCACAUUCAGGUCUUUGACAGUGCGAGCUUUCAG